Messenger RNA from Aspergillus costaricaensis CBS 115574, 594 nucleotides. RefSeq lists its product as uncharacterized. NCBI's taxonomy places the organism in Eukaryota, Fungi, Ascomycota, Eurotiomycetes, Eurotiales, Aspergillaceae. The record is from RefSeq and is a predicted model, not a curated record. The coding region runs from base 1 to 594 and encodes 197 amino acids. The transcript has 7 exons.
AUGCAGCCAACUUCGGUUGAAUGUCACGAUGUCCCCCCGGCAGGACCAGGCUUGCUAUCAGUGGCCGACCUGCUUAUUGCCGCUGAUAAGCCAGAUAGGCUAAGAGAUGAUGCAGGUCCUAAUUGGGAGGAUGGGCAAUCACAGAAGGUUGGCUACUAUUUUGGGAGCAAUAAUACCUACAGUCUCGGAUUGGGAGUUUCUGGGGGGGAAAAAGAGAGGGGGGGCUUAAAGUGGCCAUUUGGACCACCACGAGUGGGAAUUGAAAGGCGUCAGUCACACCUGGAGCCAGGUAUCUUGUGGCAUUUCUCCCACACGCUCAUGCCAUCGCGGCCUCCUAUUGGAACAUGGUCAUCUCCGCAUUUACCAGGCCAUUACGGUAGGACGGCCGCCAAUGUUCCCACUCGUGCUCAUGUGCCCCACGCAACUUACGCCUUUUUGGGCUCCGCGGCCGACAAGGUGGGGCCCAGUUUCUGGCUAGUCCGCCCGCCGAGGAGGGUUCCACCUCCCGUUGGUCUCCGCUCCCAAGUUUCUCAUUCGGUUGGUACUGAGAUGUGCACCGGCGCCAAUCUGCUAUUCUUUGCCGCCCCAGACUAG